ACGUACGCCCCUUAGCCCUCGCUUUGAAACAGUUUGCGAGUGUACAAUUAUGUUCACUCCGGUUCUGAAACGCCCCAUAUUUCAAUUCGUGACAAUUGUACUAAGAAACGUCCGUCAACUUAAAACCAACAUUAAUAUGGCGAAGUCAACAUAGAAGUGUAUAUAAAAACGAAUGUAAAUAAGUUGAAAUGGUGCUACUAAUGAUCAUGACGGCUCAAAGAUAUGAAAUGCAAUCAUUAUUGACUGUAGCCAUAUAAGGCACACAACAGUUUCAUGAUGACUCAAAACACAACUGCGGGAUGAACGAGUGACAACUUUCCGGGCAUUAGCGGACCGUUUAAAAUGAAUUAAUUCUUCCCUCGUCCUGCAAGUGUCAACACGUCAGAAGUGUCCACUUAAUUUGAGGGGAGAGAGUAACUAUUUUAAGAGUUUGAAACGCAGCCCUCGAUUGAGAAUCCGUAAGUCAGUGAAAAAGAACGGCCGAUAUUUUUUUUGAGUGUCUGCGCUCAGAGUGUACAGGAAACCAACACUCCGCCGAUUUACAAAUAAAUAUAGCUACGUUUUGGUUACGUUUGUUGACCAAUUGUUUAUCUCAGAUGGAGAGCCACAGUGGUGACAACAUCCCUGCAUCGAAAUGCAGCUCAGUGAAAUAUUACACAACGUUACCCUCCGAGACUACACCAACUGAAGAUGGCGAGCAUUCUUCCGAGCAAGCUGGUGGUACGGAGACAAGACCGAGAAGUGAAACUUCGACGCAAUAUAUUCCAAAAGCGGGGGGGCACUUACACUUUCAGAUACCGAGAAAGAACAAAGAAAAGAGAGCGUUGUUCCAGCAUGUGUCCUCUGAGUCCAGGGAGUUUGAGGACAUCUUGACUAUUCUGUCUUCCAGCUACAUAGAAGCCAGCUCCAACAGGACGUUCGCGUACACAAAGCUAAGAAUCGUCCACAGCGAACUGCUGGAGAAGAAUUUUGUAGAGAAAAGGAGGGAGCUGAAGCUGGAUGGGAGGACAGAGAAGGAGCUGGAGGAGACCCACUGUUUCCUGACUGCUGACUCCAUCAAGCUACCAUGGAUCUGUGAGAAUGGACUUCUUGUGGGGCACAGCUGGAUCACCGCUCUGGGAAAUCCAGCUAAGGGUGUUUAUUUGUCUAAAUACUCAGACUUACUGCAGAUCAAUCCUUUUAACCCUGGAGUCAUGGGUGAGAUCAUCAUAUUCAAGGUUAUCAAGGGUAAAGUAAAGAGCAUCUAUGAUAACAUGUCUAAGAACCUUUUGGAUCCCACACUCAAGUUUGACAGCCAUUUAUCGAAGAAUGCCAGCAUAGUCACAUCUCUCACCUCCUAUAGAGCCUAUGACCUCACUCAGCAAUACUUCUAUGAGUAUGACUUUGAUGAGCUGAAGGCUCAGCCGAGGCAUGUGUGCCCCUAUGCAGUGGUCUCUUUCCAGUUCAAAGGCAAAGAUGCUCCGUUACAAGCCAAGCCCAUGGCUCCCCUAAGGUCAAACAGCCAAACAUCUGUAGGAAAUAAAGGCAGGAGUAAAUACACAGUGUGGAGUGGAGAGCUUGUGAAUGAGGGUAGAGCAGUGUCCCAGGUCUCCUUCUGCUCCUUCUCUCCCCCCUUCCUGCCUUUCAAACUGCCAGAGAAGCUGGAGCUGGGUCUGGUGAUGAGUAUGGACCAGGUAACUCAGAUGAUACCCUCGGCUCUGUUCUCCUGGAACCUGUACGCAGGCAGCCACCAAGUGUUGAAGAGUGGGACACACUGCAGUCUGCUGGAGGUGGUGGAUAAGAGCAAGUCAGGAGACUGUCUGGCAGCACUGCUUCAAGGCAUGGAGACACAGCGACUGGUUCUUGUCCACAUGUUGGCUGACAAAGGAUUCCUGUUCCUCCUGUCUUCAGUUCAGAUGGCCACUCCAACUGAAAGAAGAGAUGGGUUGAAAAAAUGCCUUCGAGCGCUAUUUGUUUUUCAGGAGUCCAGGGACGUGGCAAAAUACAGUUCAAAGUGUCCAACUACCCAGGAGCCUUUACAGACGUCCUCCCGUGACCCCGCCAUGCCCCAGCUGAACAGCUUUGUCCCAGCCCUGCAUCACGCCCUGGUCAAGGUGUGCUGCACCCCGCCCGCUGACCUCUCGGCCGGGGUCGAGCGCCAGGCCAGGGACUACCUCAGUGGACUCCACCAUGGAAAGCGCCGCCACAUCCCCAUGACUGAAUAUGACACCAAGCUGGAUGACCGGGGGAAGCUGUUCCCGGCUCCCAAACACCACAAACUCAACAUGGAGGGCUACCUGCGCUCCUACAUCUACAACCCCAACCUCUACACCAUGCCUGUUUUCCAAGCCAAGGAGAUGGUAGAGAGUUACUGCACUGUGCCCGAUGACAACAGCCCUGUAAUGGGCUGGGAGGGCAGUGGAGCCAAGUCAGUGGUAGGGUCAGAGGUCAAUCCUUAUGGUGCCACUGCUGCCCAGUCCCCGGGGGUCCAGGUCAACCACUCUCUCUCUCAGUUUCCCACUGACGCCAAACCUCAGAAGUUGAAGGAGCUGAUUAACCUGAUACUGUGUUGGCGGAACAUAGAGGGGGAUGUCCGGAAGAAGGGAGUGCCGCAGGGAGGACGAAAGCAGGGGGCAGGUGGGUUGGACCCCCGAGGACUGAAGAGGAAGACUGCAGAGAGGACUCUGAACUACCGGAAGAAGGCCUCACAGGAAAGAGGCAGAAGGGAUAGGAGAACAGCAGCUGCAGAAAAGGGCCAGGGCCCUUCUUGUCUGUCCUCUGUGAUGCUGCAGAGUGUUGGUCUGAGAGACGUGGACCUGAGGAGAGACCGCUCAGAGGCUGCUUUCAAGUUGUCUGAGGGGAGAGGAGGAGGAGGAUGGUCAAGAGAGGGGACAGAGCAGACUAAAGCUCUGCUGUUUGAUAGGAUGAUCAAGCUGGGCCUGCCGCCCAAUCAGGACAUUGACCUGAGGAAACGACCUUCUGGGGGCCUGCAGGUCAAGGCUGACUUCUUGGAGAGCAAACAGCAGGGAGCACGAACAGUCUGGAGGGCUUCAGCCCCAGUUCCAAUGGUGAAAUGCCCAGAAGAUCACAGUCCCAAUAUCAGGGGGAAGAACAGAUGCCAUGGGUCCUCAUCCCCAUCACAGGGCUGAAGUCAAACAAGUACUGCCUGAGCCAGAAGGACAAUCUUCAGGACCCACGCUUUGUUCCCCAGAUCCCCAUGGCAAACAGAAGCUACCCCCCCCCGUGUCCCGGAACGACGGGAAAGAAGCAUCAACUCUACGCUAGAGGAGCUCCCACAGCAUAGCCUCAGUACUUCCCUAGAGGUGUCAGAAGAGCCCAGCCCCUACCCCAGUCCCUGCCCAAGCCCCUGCUCUUGCUCCAGUCCCAUGGAGGAUGAGCAGCAAUUAGCUGAAACCCCCUGUGACCCCACAGAAAUAAGCGGCAACCAUAAGACGAGCACAGACAAGAAGACGAGCACAAACUAGAGCUUCUUUCAAAUCCCUGGUGCUCCAGCGAGCACCAGGCUACUAGACAAGUGCCGCAGCCCCUCACCUGAGCCAAAGCCAAAUGGAGAACCAACCCGUACUAUCCCUAACCCUGUGGAGGCUGGGCAGGAACAGGUUGAAGGCAGCACAGGAAAAGUUAUAUCUGGCGUGGUUGCUGAAGAUCCAACCACAAUGGAUGUUGGACAAGAAGAGGGAGAGGAGGUAGAGGAGGAAGAAAAAGAGUUGGAGGAGGACGAUGUGAUUGAAGUGGUAGAUGAAGAGGUGGAGACGGUUAUAAAGCAG
Messenger RNA from Oncorhynchus tshawytscha (Chinook salmon), 3767 nucleotides. Its product is annotated as protein TASOR. Bases 597 to 3128 code for a protein of 843 amino acids. Gene Ontology annotation, cellular component: nucleoplasm; heterochromatin. Gene Ontology annotation, molecular function: chromatin binding. The record is from RefSeq and is a predicted model, not a curated record. Lineage: Eukaryota; Metazoa; Chordata; Actinopteri; Salmoniformes; Salmonidae. Gene Ontology annotation, biological process: negative regulation of gene expression, epigenetic; protein localization to heterochromatin. The transcript is spliced from 17 exons.